This is a messenger RNA of Mus musculus (house mouse), 5602 nucleotides long. It is a transcript of the gene Sqstm1, whose product is annotated as sequestosome 1. Gene Ontology annotation, cellular component: endoplasmic reticulum; glutamatergic synapse; PML body. The coding region runs from base 3720 to 4967 and encodes 415 amino acids. NCBI's taxonomy places the organism in Eukaryota, Metazoa, Chordata, Mammalia, Rodentia, Muridae. Gene Ontology annotation, molecular function: protein-macromolecule adaptor activity; protein-containing complex binding; signaling receptor activity. The record is from RefSeq and is a predicted model, not a curated record. Gene Ontology annotation, biological process: protein catabolic process; membraneless organelle assembly; regulation of protein complex stability. The transcript is spliced from 7 exons.
UAAAGAUUUAUUUAUUUAUUAUGUGUAAGUACACUGCAGUUGUCUUCAGACACUCCAGAAGAGGGCGUCAAAUCUUGUUAGGGAUGGUUGUGAGCCACCAUGUAGUUGCUGGGAUUUGAACUCAGGACCUUUAGAAGAGCAGUCAUUGCUCUUAACCGCUAAGCCAUCUCUCCAGCCCCCCUCCCCUUUUUAAAAAGAUUUAUUUAUUUAUUUUAUGUAUAUGAGUGCACUGUUGCUGUCUUCAGACACACCAGAAGAGGGCAUUGGAUUCCAUUACAAAUGGUUGUGAGCCACCAUGUGGUUGCUGGGAUUUGAACUCAGGACCUCUGGAAGAGCACUCAGUGCUCUUAACCAUUGAGCCAUCUCUCCAGCCCGAGCUUUUUUCUUAUUUUUUUCUUUUUGUUUUUUUGAGACAGGGUUUCCUUUUUUUUGUUUUUUUGUUUUUGAGACAGGGUUUCUCUGUGUAGCCCUGGCUGUCCUGGAACUCACUCUGUAGAGCAGGCUGCCAAGCUUAUUCCUUGACAUAUGGACUACAUGAGACUUAACAAAAUGAAUCAAGGGGCAGGAGAGAUGGCUCAGGGCUUAAAAGCACUUACUGCUCUUCCAGAGGUCCUGAGUUCAAUUCCCAGCAACCACAUGGUGGCUCACAACCUUCUGUACUGGGAUCUGAUGCCCUCUUCUAGUGUGUCUGGAGCUAGCUUCAGUGAGGAGACCAUUGCCAAGUCUUUGGGGGGGGACCCAAGGAGACAGACAGCAGAGGUCCUGGGCCACUCUUGCUCCUGUCACAGAACCUCCCUCUUAACUCAGGCAGGCCACUUGAGGCCUGCACACUUACUUCCCUGGUAGCUUCUAUUAGUGCUCCUGUGGGGAAUCCCCUAGGGAGGGGUUCAGGUCCUCCCAUUCCUGACACAUUUCAAAGACAAGGUUAGUCACCUAUCCAAAGUGCUAUCUCUCGAUUCAGGUGACAAGCCUUUCCCUUUCCUCCUAGUCUACGCUUCAGUGGGUGAGGGACAGGUGGACUCAUGAACAAGACAUCAGACAUUGGCAAGAUGCCUGGUCUGACUUAUCUUGGCAACCUUGGCCUCUGAAAGUUCACUUUGCUGUCGGGUCCUCCAGAGACCCCUCCCGAGACCCUUCUCCAGACAUCACACCCUCAAGGACCUUUUCCAUCCUGUCUGCUGGCACUGGACCGGAUGGCAGCAGCUUGGGAUCCCCCUGUUAUGACCAUGAUCAUGGGACUCUGACUCAUAGCCGCCCAGGCCACCUGACCACAGCAAGCAGAAAGGGCCCUACCAGGGGGUUCCCCAGCCACCGCCUUGUUUACCUCCCUGGUUGGCCUGGGAACUCAGGAGAGAGCCUGAGUCGCUGUAGGCUGUAGGGCAUGCUGGCCUGGCCUGGAACCCAGGGCAUCUCCCCAUUUCUCUUUCUUCCACUGGUGACAGAGUAAAGGAUUUCCCCACAGUUCCCCAUUGGCUCAGACAUUCCAUAGGAAGUUUGGUCUGAUUGAAGCUUUAAGGCUGUCAGGCCACUAGACUGCUGAGUCACGCUUGGCCAGCAGCUGACAUCGGGAUACAGCCUUUGCGUCCCCACUGUCCUCUGCAUUAGCAGAGGGUCCUGCAGGAUCAGGGGCCUUUUCCUGGGCUAGCAACUGUUGGAGAGGAAAGCCUAAAACUGGGAUUGUCCUCUGGGGCAAUAGGUGUGUACCUUCUAGCCACCAGGGAAAUGGCAGUCACACCUGUGUGGCAAAUCACUGUCCAUUGCUGAGUUUUCCUAAAAUUACAGAUUUUUCUGCUCUCACAAAACCAAUUCUGAGAGAGGUCCAGGGAAGACAUGAUAACUGGGAGAGGGGCCCUAGGAAGCUGGUGUGGAGACCCUGCCUCAGGGAGACGACUUGAGCUCCAAUUCUGCCCUGCAUGUCUUCUCCCAUGACUUUGACUCAGCAGGUCUAGUCCUAUGGAAAGGACCAUACCUAGAAGGCCUUACAGGGUGACACCCUUCUCAGCCUCUAGCCUUCCCAGGACUGGGUUCCUGCUAAGAGCUCAUUUUACUUUAUUCAUUUAAUUUGUGGUUUGUUUUUAUUUUUCCCUGAGACAGGGUUGCUCUGUGUAGCCCUGGCUGUCCUGGAACUCACUCUGUAGACCAGGCUGGCCUUGAACUCAGAAAUCCACCUGCCUCUGCCUCCCAAGUUCUGGGGUUAAAGGCAUGUGCCACCACUGCCCUGCUUAAUUUGUUUUUUUUUUGAGAGUAGGACUUGCUAUGCAAGCCUGGCCGAGCCUUGAAUUAGAAUUCCUCUUGACUCAGCUUCCCAAGGGCUGGGGUUACAGAUGUGUGUCAUCAUGCUAGCUAACAGGUCACUCUGGCCACAGAAAGCAGCAUUUCCUGGUUUUGGCGUUUGUAUUGGGGGUUGAACCUAAGAUGUAACACAUACUAGGCAGGUGCUCUGUCACUGAGCUAUAUCCCUAUGCACCAAAUUCCCAUUAAUGAUAUCUCCCGGGUAUAUCCCUACUAAGCUAAAUCCUCAUGACCUGUAUCCCUACUAAGCUAAAUCUCUAUAAGCUGUAUCCCUACUAAGCUAAAUCUCCUGUAUCCUUACUAAACUGUAUAGCCAGAUUCUUUAUUCCCGCCCCCCAGCACCCAGACUUUUUUUCUUUCUUAGAAGCCUCAUGCAGCCAAGGCUGGCUUUGAACUCUGGAACCUCUGACCUCCCAAGUACUAGGAUCACUUUCUAUUUUGAAACAGUUUCACCAAGUUGCUCAAGCAGAAUAUCUUGAACUUGGUCUUUUCCUGCCUCAGCACCUCAAACAGCUGGAAUAACCAACCUGUGGCACAGGACUGGCUAUAGCUUGUAUUUUGGUUCCUAGAUGGAGGGCAGGUGGUCUGAUCCCUUUGUGCUUUGAAGCCACUAAGGCCUGAGAUACAUGUACCUUCCGAGAGAGAGAGAGAGAGAAAGAGAGAGAGAGAGAGAGAGAGAGAGAGAGAGAGAAUAUGAAUGUGUGUGUAUGUGUGUGUGUGUCUGGGCUGCAGUGAGGAAUCUCUGGUUGCAAUGAACAGGUUGUGACUACUGCUGCCUCUGGAGCCCUGGCUACCCCUCUUACAGGGUGGGUUUGUGAGAAGUCACCAGUGCUUGUCCAACACCUCUCAACCUGAUCUUUGUUAAAUUGGGUGAGGCCUAAGAUGGUGGGUGAUGUUCCUUUAUUCAGUGAGGGGCUGGUCAUGGUGGAUGCCUGGAAGGGGGUGGGAGUGGGGGCUACUACCGGGGACACUAUGUUUAGGAGGGUCGGAAUAGCAUCCUGUGAGACAGCCUGUUUGGCUAAAAGAAUGGCUACCUGACAGUAGACAUCUGUGUCCUCCUAGCUUCUGGGCCGUACAUCCCCCCUGGCUUGGGGACGACACUGCUGAGUCAUAGGCAGGCCCAAGCCUGGGAGGUACCUAGGCUCGAUACUUACGGGUCCUUUUCCCAACGACUUGAGGCUGAGGCUGGUCUCUUGUGGUCACCCAUGUAUUCGGUGGGAAAGAAAAGAGUAGGCAGUGGGGUCGUCUCGACCCCGUACCUUUCAAGGGUCCCAUCAAGGGGGCUCCAGCGGCCGCCCCAGCCUAGGGGAGGGGCGGGGCUCAUAGAGGCUCCGCCCCCACGAGGCGGGGCUCCCCCGUUUUCUAUAAAAGCUGGGCUCUCGGCGCCGCCGCUGCCCAGCUGUUUCGUCCGUACCUAGACCGCGGUUAUGGCGUCGUUCACGGUGAAGGCCUAUCUUCUGGGCAAGGAGGAGGCGACCCGCGAGAUCCGCCGCUUCAGCUUCUGCUUCAGCCCGGAGCCGGAGGCGGAAGCCCAAGCCGCGGCCGGCCCGGGGCCCUGCGAGAGGCUGCUGAGCCGAGUGGCUGUGCUGUUCCCCACGCUGAGGCCUGGCGGCUUCCAGGCGCACUACCGCGAUGAGGAUGGGGACUUGGUUGCCUUUUCCAGUGAUGAGGAGCUGACAAUGGCUAUGUCCUAUGUGAAAGAUGACAUCUUCCGCAUCUACAUUAAAGAGAAGAAGGAGUGCCGGCGGGAACAUCGCCCACCAUGUGCUCAGGAGGCACCCCGAAACAUGGUGCACCCCAAUGUGAUCUGUGAUGGUUGCAACGGGCCUGUGGUGGGAACUCGCUAUAAGUGCAGUGUGUGCCCAGACUACGACCUGUGCAGCGUGUGCGAGGGGAAGGGCCUGCACAGGGAACACAGCAAGCUCAUCUUUCCCAACCCCUUUGGCCACCUCUCUGAUAGCUUCUCUCAUAGCCGCUGGCUUCGGAAGCUGAAACAUGGACACUUUGGCUGGCCUGGCUGGGAGAUGGGCCCACCGGGGAACUGGAGCCCACGUCCUCCUCGUGCAGGGGAUGGCCGCCCUUGCCCUACAGCUGAGUCAGGCAUUGAGGUUGACAUUGAUGUGGAACAUGGAGGGAAGAGAAGCCGCCUGACACCCACUACCCCAGAAAGUUCCAGCACAGGCACAGAAGACAAGAGUAACACUCAGCCAAGCAGCUGCUCUUCGGAAGUCAGCAAACCUGACGGGGCUGGGGAGGGCCCUGCUCAGUCUCUGACAGAGCAAAUGAAAAAGAUAGCCUUGGAGUCGGUGGGACAGCCAGAGGAACAGAUGGAGUCGGGAAACUGCUCAGGAGGAGACGAUGACUGGACACAUUUGUCUUCAAAAGAAGUGGACCCAUCUACAGGUGAACUCCAGUCUCUACAGAUGCCAGAAUCGGAAGGGCCAAGCUCUCUAGACCCCUCACAGGAAGGACCCACAGGGCUGAAGGAAGCUGCCCUAUACCCACAUCUCCCACCAGAGGCUGAUCCCCGGCUGAUUGAGUCCCUCUCCCAGAUGCUGUCCAUGGGUUUCUCGGAUGAAGGCGGCUGGCUCACCAGGCUCCUACAGACCAAGAAUUACGACAUCGGGGCUGCUCUGGACACGAUCCAGUAUUCGAAGCACCCUCCACCAUUGUGAUAGUGCUGUGGCCAAGCCCCACCCCCUUUGUCUUGUAGUUGCAUCACGUAGAGCAGCAGGGCUUCUAUAGAUAGGCCCAGUGUCUUGGCAUUCUUGUAGAAUCUUCAGGUGGGAAUGUGUGAUGCCUUUUCAGGCAAUAGGAAAGUGCAUGAGGAGAGUUUUGAAUGUGCAUAUGCUGACGCCUGAGAACAGACCCAGGUACCCGUGGCUGAGCUGAGCUUCCUCUGCUUUCCCUAGGCCUGGCCUCUGCAGGGAACUGCAGCACACACUGCACUCCCACCUGCUCUUGCCGCCAGCAUUGCACCAGCAGUCCAGAAUUCCUGCCUGACAACCCGUGUUUCCUUUAUUAAAAGUGAUUAGUACAACUGCUAGUUAUUUUCAACAAAUAAAGCCAUUAUGUUAAGAGGGGACUGUCCAUAGUGAGUGAAAGGUGGCAGGCAGGGGCCUACAGCUCCUAGGGAAUGGAGAAUUCAUGUGAAGCCGAAUGAAGGAUCUUAUCUUAUACUGUCCCCCUUUCUAAUGGCCACUCUUUAGUGUUUGUGUCUAAUGUUAAUGCUUAAAGCACAGGACCCCCAUGUAGCUUCCUCUGACUUGGUUUGUAAGUAACCUGUAAUAAAAUGGCAUAUGCACUUUAA